Physella acuta is the source of this 1837-nucleotide messenger RNA. Its product is annotated as vesicle-trafficking protein SEC22b. Gene Ontology annotation, cellular component: membrane. The record is from RefSeq and is a predicted model, not a curated record. NCBI's taxonomy places the organism in Eukaryota, Metazoa, Mollusca, Gastropoda, Physidae. Gene Ontology annotation, biological process: retrograde vesicle-mediated transport, Golgi to endoplasmic reticulum; endoplasmic reticulum to Golgi vesicle-mediated transport. Gene Ontology annotation, molecular function: SNAP receptor activity.
UGGUUCUGUAUUCGAGUUAUCGGCCACGUCAGUAACAACCUACCUGGCUUCGGACUCAAAUAUGACGAAUAAUUUUUAGUGAUGUUUUACUAAUAGUAGUUUGGUGUGAUCUAGACUAGAUCAAGUUUUCACAGGGCACAAUUUUUAAAUAUUUAAUAGAAAAUUGAGUUCCACUAGAUAUUCUCACCUCUAAAACAAAUAAAAUAUUGUUAGCUGAGCUGUAUAAUAUUGGGUAGCUGAGCCAAGUGCAACAGGUCUCAAAAGAAAAUGCUUCUCACUAUGAUAGCCAGAGUAGCAGAUGGGUUGCCACUGUCAGCCUCUGUACAAGAAGAUGAACAGUCUGGUCGCAACCUAGUAGAAUAUCAAACGCAAGCUAAACAGUUGUUUAAAAAAUUAUCUCAGGAUCCCAAUCCUCCUCCCAGAUGUACUUUAGAAACAUCUCAUUAUUUAUUCCAUUACAUGAUAGAAAGAGGUGUGUGUUACCUAGUUUUGUGUGAGAAAACUUUCUCCAAGAGAUUAGCCUUCUCUUACAUGGAGGAUUUACAGAAUGAAUUCACAGCCCAGUAUGGUUCAAGACUUGACACUGUGUCUCGACCUUAUUCAUUCAUUGAAUUUGAUACAUACAUGCAGAAAGCUCGUAAAUCGUAUAUGGAUUCUAGAGCUCGGCGUAAUUUAGGUCAAAUUAAUACAGAGCUCCAAGAUGUACAAAGAAUUAUGGUACAGAAUAUUGAUGAGGUUUUAAUGAGAGGGGAAGCUUUAUCAGUUUUGGACACCAAAGCCAGCAACUUGUCUACUCAGUCACAGAAGUACAAGAAAGAUGCCAGAUAUUUAAACCUUAGGUCCUCCUACCUUAAAGUAGCUGCUGUCAUUAUUUUAGUUGUGCUCUUCCUGCUCUUCAUUCGCUACUGGAUCUUGUGAAGACUCUUGCUAAAUUCAUGUAGACUAGUCAACAAUUUGUUGAGGUAUUGAAUGUUGGUUAUAGCUGAUGCUCAUACAUUUUUAAUGAGAGAUUGGAAUUAAUUUUUUGAACCAUUGUUUUUAACAUGUUAUAACUGUUAGCUGAUAAUUUUGUAUGAACAUUUUUUUUUUUUUCUGUAGUGAGGAACUUUUUGGCUUUAGAAAUAUGCAUUUGAGCAUACAAGUCUUCAAAAACACUGCACACCAUUACAUAUGAGCUUUUUGACAGUUUGCAACCACUUUUAUAAAGUGAUUUUUUUGUUUCUUCAUAAAAAUGUUACAUUUAUUUGGCAGAGGAGAAGCCUGUACAUAUAAACUUGAUGACUUGUGUAUAGUGUUGAAUGAUAAAAUUGUGUUGUUUUGUCUGUAUGUAGCAUUGUCUCCUUCAUUAUUGUCAGGUGAUCACAGUUAUUUUUAUAAGAAGUUCUUCAUUUUAAAAUAGGACUUAAAGGAGCUGAGUUUAUGACUAGCUUUCCCCCCCCCCUCCCCCAGGUCAUGUAAAAACUUCUUGAUCUUCCUGGGCUGGAGAAAUUUCAGUAACACACAAAGUUAUUUAAUUUACUUAAGAUUUAUAUAGCAACUGACAAUAUUGAGAGGUCAUACAUUUUACUAAAAAAAGAUUAGGUUUAAUUAAGUAAAUUAUCAUUUAUUCUGCUGAGUUAUAAUUAUAAGCACUGUUUAGUAAUUACACAUGCAUAUGUUAUUUGACCAGUGCUAGUCUUUAUCUAUCUAAAAUGGUUGUGUGUAAGAAAAAUGUAUGCUAGCAAUUUUAAAAUUAAUCACACGUUUUCUUGUCAGUCAAGAUUGUCCUUUUGUUUUCUUUAUGUUAUUUAACAUGUGAUUGUAAUAACUGCUAUUUAAUUAAAACCUGCAAGAACUU